AUGGAACCGGAAAGCGAAUCCUUAGAGUCACUGCUCGAAGAGAAAGAAUGUAUUAUAGAGGAGAAUGUUACAAACCACCCAUGGACAAACUCACUCAACAAACUACUAGAAAUUAGUGAGAAACUGGCACCACCAGAGACAGAUCAACAUCCUGGCGUAUUAGUUCACACCGAUUCUAAUUUACUCGAAAGCUUGUUAUUCUAUUUUCCAAUGAUGGACGAUACUACACAACUGGUGGUUUUGGAACACUUUACUCGAUUCGCAGAAUAUAACGAUAUGAACAAGUGGAUACUGUUUAAAGCUAACACGACCAGUACGCUAUUGAAAACGCUAAAGAAACUGACUCAAAGUAACACGAUAACAACCACAGCUGUAGUAGACCACAAUCAUUCUUUUGUAGUGGAAAAAAUUUUGAAAUUAAUUGAAAUCGUGUGCUCAUUCUCUGUCAAAGUUUCUGAUGUCAAGCUGAUUUUAAACCUUAUUUGCCUAACGAAUGAAGAACCUAAAAGUGUGGAGUCUGGUCUUGUAUUACCAACAAUUGAAAAAUUUCCAAUGAAUGGGUAUUCGUUCUUUACGUGGUUCAAGAUGGAUUCUGCAAAACCUUAUCAUGACCUUUCAUCCUCGGAUACUAGUGACAAUAGUAAAAGAAAGGAUAAUGAAAAUAAUGAUGCACCUCGAUUAUUCUCAUUUUUCAAUAAAUCAGGAAAUGGAAUUGAGGCUUUUUUCAUGAACAAAGAAUUGCAUUUCUUCAGUAGAAAAGGAAAAGAGGUGGUGCACAGGGCUACAAUGAAUAAUUUGAAAUUCUUGCUCAAUCGAUGGUAUUUCAUUACUUUUGUGCAUUACCCGUCAAAACGGGGCUGGACUUCAUCGCCGGCUGAAAUUAAAGUCACAGUUGAUGCUGAAAUUGAAUGGAAGGCAAAAUUCGAUUACCCUGUCAGCUUUCCUGGUGAAUCCUUUGCUAAUUGUGUUAUUGGCGCUUCGUCAGUUGAUUGGCGCCAUAAUCAUCAAAAAUUUGAAAUAGACACAAAAAAUAACACUACCGACAAGAAAACCGCUGAAUUCAAGAGUAGUAGUUCUUAUCAUCUUCAAAAUUCUUUCUGUGGCCAAAUGACAACAAUAUAUUUAAUUAGCGAUGUACUUUCCCAAGAUAAGAUAAAUUACAUUCACUCACUUGGUCGUAAUCACACCAUAGAAUUUCCAACAGCACAUACAGACAUCUCACAAAUAUUGCCUUCUCGACACAUGAUUAACGGGAAAAUCUUGUUUCGGUUUCACGUCAAAGCAUCCGAGAAUGAAAAAUGUUUCAAUCUUGCUCCACGUAAUAAUUAUCAUGCACCAUUUCAAUUUGCCACUCUUGUAUCGGUGCAAAAAUGUUCCACGUUGAGUCUACAAAAUGCAAUUCGAUCCUUAGGUGAUAUCGAAGUUUUAUUUCCAAUGAUACAAAGAUUUAACUAUCUCGACUCUAUCACACAUCAAGCACCUUUUGAGUCGCAGGAUGAUUUCUUCGCAUCAGAAAGUCCUUGUCGCUCAUUUUUCGCGCUUAUCACCGCUCUUUUACAAACUAAUUAUAAAAGUCAAGCUCACAUAAUAAAAUCGCGUGGGAUAAGAGUCAUCAGUUUACUCCUACAACGGAUUGGACCUCGAUACUUGACAAUAACAGCAUUUCAAAGCAUCGUAACGCUAGCAAAUAUUUUGUCUGGAAAUGAAGAGCUUACGCUUGAGAAUUUUUGUGACUCACGAAAACAAAUGUGUCGUGUCUAUUUUGGAGUGCAAUAUUUUUUGGAUUCACUACAAACAAUCUAUUGGUACGAGCAAACAGAAAAGUCUGCGUCACAUCGACAUAUUGAUGGUGCGACACGUCCAAAACCUCCACAAAUAAAAGAGUUACGCGCAAUAGUGCUAAAUAUUAUACGCGGUUAUAUCAUAAAUGACAUCACUAAAGAUGAAACUGUGUGCAUUCUACGUAAUUUAUCGGUGAGUGAAGAUGACGCGCAUCUUAUCGAAAUUUUGCAUGGUUGUAGUAGUGGUAACAACAACAAUAAUCAUAAAGAUUUGGUUGAAAAUAUCGCAUCAUAUGGUGGAUUUGAGAUACUUUGUGAGUUGCUUAAACGACGACGCGAAGAGACUGUCCGUCUUUAUUGCAUAAAAAUAAUAACAUUUUUAAUAACGUGCCCGACAACACCGCCUCAAUUUGCAAAAAAAUUAAGAUUUAUGGAUACAGAUCCAUCGAAUCUCGUGAAAUUACUUACUGGAGUUCCGUUAACGCGCCCUAUAUAUGAAGCACUAUUAGAGUGGGCAAUGGAAACUUUUACUCUAAAUGGAUUGCCUCAGGAAAACAAGUUGCAAUCGAAUAUCGUCAAUCAAUCAGAAUUACAACCUUCAACAAUAAAAAACUUUCGCGUCAUUUUUGUCAUUUUUUCACUGUUAAAUUGUGAGGGCACGAAUCCAACCCUUCAAAACAAGAUACUUGAAGAGUUUGUGGGAUUUUUUAAACAUAAUGUUGAUUAUUGUCUUCAAUUAAAUCACCUAUGGUGCUGGCAACGUUUGUUAGUCUCUCGUAUUCCACCAUAUGCCAGUAUCCAGGUUAAUUCACCUCAGAAAGAGACAGCCAAUUGGGUCAUUGAUUUGCUAACCAGUAUUAUUUGGAAUCUAUUACCAGUUGAAAAAAGUGGUUUUCGUGCUAUCGAAGAAACUAUAUUUGUUCUUUGGACCAGUGACCGUGCCAAUUGUCUGGAGAUUGUUCGUGCUUUUUUGUCUGUUAUGCUUUGUGUUUUAGCUAAAGAUAUACGUGAUGCGGAUUUAGUGAAUUUUGGCAUUAUCAAAUUGGAAAAUGUUGUGCGAUUAGUAAUGUUAACUGAAGAGAUUAUAUUCAAUCAUAAAGAUAUAGCUCAAGUCGUAGAGCAAGACAUGAGCAGUAACGAACACAACACCUCACUAUCUACAAGUUAUUCUUCUUCAUUCCGUUCAAUGUAUGAAAACGGUCUUCCAGCACUUAACGCACUCGGCAUCAACGAUAUGCCAGUCUUCCAAAAGCUGGAAUCGACCCUUCCCUCAUCCUUCAACUCAAUGCUAAGAUCCGACGACAUAGUAUUUCAGAGCGCGAGUAACCCAUGGGAAGAAAACCAACUACUCGCCGAAACAUACCUGGAGAUUGUUAACGCGUUAGAUCGGAAGGCAGGAUGGAGGUUAGAAACAAUACCACCUAAUCGGAUCGACCUGCGUCCCGGCGACACUUGUCGCAUGGUUUUACGAAUCCUGAUUGCUGGAAUCUCGACCCCUGAUCAAGUGCUACGCGAAAAGGCUCUCGAGAACCUUGUUGGUUUUAUCGAGCGGCAUGUCUUGACUCCGGACACUGCUUCCGCCAGAAAACAGCUCCAAGAGUAUUUCUGCACUGAUAGCGAUAUCUUUCGACAGCAUAUAAAUAUGCUUAUAGGCGAAAUUCAUGAAGCUUUCAUGUAA
Molecule: messenger RNA, 3459 nt
Organism: Ambispora gerdemannii
Lineage: Eukaryota; Fungi; Glomeromycota; Glomeromycetes; Archaeosporales; Ambisporaceae
Source: the annotation of a GenBank genome assembly